Psylliodes chrysocephalus is the source of this 1072-nucleotide messenger RNA. NCBI's taxonomy places the organism in Eukaryota, Metazoa, Arthropoda, Insecta, Coleoptera, Chrysomelidae. The record is from the annotation of a GenBank genome assembly.
CAAUUAUUAACCUACAUGAUUUUUCGUUAUCAUUCAAAAUGCGGUAAAAUAUGAAUCAUUAUCAUUUUGUAAAAUUUUUCAUCUCUUACAGAAGUUUGUGCCAAUAUUUCAUGUGAAUCCGCGUAAUUAAUUUUUCAAGUACAUACUUAAAAUAUUGGAAUGUGUUGGCUACAUUGACACAUGAGGUCAAGGCCAAAAAUUCAAUCAAUAAUGGAUCCGUGGGUAUGUUGUCAAACAGACAUCGCUAUUUCGGAAAAAUCAACAAAAUUCGAAUUUGAAGAUAAUUUCACACCUUCUAUAAGUAACAAAUUGCCUGACUCUGAAGAAUAUCUAGCUGUCCUAGAAGAAAAAUUAAGAAAAAUCAAGAACGACCCGAAUAUUCUAGCACAGUUAGCUGCAAAAAGAGAAGCUUGUAUGCAAGAAUUUUUAAAUGAUAAUAAUUUUCAUGGAAUAGAUCGUGUAGAUGAAGAGGUUUUAGAUUUAGAUGAACCAAUACCUAGUUCACAGAUACUGAGAGCGAUCGCACCACAAAAGCAAGCGCUGAACCAAGGAGAAGUUAUUGAAUUUGUCAAAUACGACCAAUUAGAUAAUGAUAGUGAUUCCUCUGUGAAUCAGAGCAGUACAGAUUCAUUAAAUAAAUAGGUUUAACAUGAAGCCCCUCCUAUUCCUUCUAAAAUUGGCAUGGGACUGUAGGUACCGGCUUCCGCUUCUCAUAACAGUAGGUUUCAUGGUAUUAGAUGUCAGAAUGCAAUUGGAUAUUAACGUGCAAACUAGAAGAGUUCCAAGAACUAGACGUGCUCCUCCAAGACUAGAUAGUAUUGCAGAAAAUCAAGUCGGCACUUCAGAUGAAUCUUGGAGCACGGUUGAGGAAUUAGAAGAAAUAGACGAAGAUUAAAUUAAACCAUGUGAUUUAAAUGUAAUGAGACUGCUGUUAAAGGAAGUGAUAAUAUGGAUGCCCUUUAAUUUUUUAUAAUUUAUUUAAUGGUUUAACUUAUUUUAAGAUAUUUGAUACAUAUUUGUUAAAACUGUCCAAUGCAAUUGAGUAAGUCAUGUCAACAAUAUUAAAUAAAAC